AUGGCAUACUAUGAAGAACGCCGGUACACUGCCCCGCGCGAUCGCGAUCGCGCCCGCCCAGUGAGCUACGCCGCGGACUACUAUCAAGACACCCCUCGCUAUUCACGAUACGAGCGAGACGUCUACCCUAAUGAGUCCGUUGAGGAGAUCCAGCGUGAUUAUCCUCCCGGUGAGGGGUAUGUCUAUGAGCGUGGCUUUGACUCACGGCGAUCCAGGCGCCCGGUUUAUGAGAAUGUGCGCCGUGCUUCUUCAGCCAAUGGCCAAGGCGCCUAUUAUGAUGAAUAUCGUUCGCGCGCACGACCGUCUCGAGGAUAUGAUGAUCGUCAAACGCGCCGCUCAAAAUACUCUUCUCCAUCGCCAAGCCCAUCUCCGCCCCGCCAUAGACGCCGCAAGUCAUUCAGUGAACAAGCACUAGGUGCCAUCGGUCUAGGCGGCGCUGCUGCCCGAUAUGCUGGUGAUCGUGGCCGUGACCGUGAUGGUCGUGGCCGCGACUCAUCCCGUUAUCGCCGCUACUCUUCAGACUCCCGAUCACGUAGCCGUGGCGGUGGCGACCGCGACCGCGAACGCAGGCGCCGUGAGCGCAGCGAGGGCCGCAUUUCUCAAGCUGCCCGUACCGCCCUGACAGCCGGUGCCGUGGAAGCCUUCCGGGCUCGCAAGGAGCCUGGCGAAUGGACCGGUGCCAAGGGAAAGCGAAUUCUUACCGCUGCGGUAACCGCUGCUGCAACCGAUGGUCUCGUCGACAAAGAUCCCAAAAAGCACAGCAAGCGCCACAUGAUCGAGUCAACUCUGGCAGGUCUUGCCGCCAACCACUUCGUAAAUGGAGGCCGGUCUCAGUCACGGGGGGGAAGCAGAUCCCGCGAUAGACGCGGUCGGUCCUCCGGUGGCGGAAUCAAAGACCUUGCAGCCACUGGUGCGUUAGCGGCAGCCGGCAAAGAAAUCUACGAUCGUAUUUCUCGCUCCCGGUCUCGUCCUCGCGGACGAGACGCAUCUUCAGAUAGCGAGGAUGAUCGUCGCGGCACGAAGAAGCGCAGCAAGAGCGUCUCAGAAUACCUUACUAAGGGCAUGGCAGCCCUGGGCUUGGGCGAAGAAGCAAACAAGCAUUCAAGCGAUUCACGCGAUUCACGCGAGCGAGGGGAUCGGCGCCGAUACCGCGAGUCGCGUCGUGGCGAUCGCUCCGACUCUUAUUCCGAUUCCGACGGCGACAGCGACGACGAUUACCACCGAGGCAGCAGCAGCAGGGAUCCGAGACGAAGCAGAGGCUCGAGAGAUGUAGGUCGUUACCGUUCCGUGGAUGGAAGACAAUCCCAACCCCCCUACCCCUAUAACGAUAGACGAUCGGUGCCCAGUAGCGCGCCUCGCGGAGAGAAGGGUUGCGACGGGCAAGCAGCUACUAAAGCAGGCACCGGUAGUCAUUCCAGUUCCGAGAGCGAUUCUGACCUAGGUAACAGUGAUGAUGAGAAGAAGCAACGCAAGAAGAUGAGGCGGGACAUGAUGUUGACGGGUGGUUUGGCCACUGUGGCGACGAUCCAUGCAGCGCACAGUGUGUAUGGAGGUAUUGAGAAGCGGAAGAAGCGAAUGAAGGAACUCGAGGAGGGAAAGAUCUCGCCCGAAGAGGCACGGAAACGCAAGAUUAAGGCCAAUACGAUCGAUGCUUUUAGUGUGGGUUUAGCGGCACUGGGUAUCAAGGGAGCAUAUUCAGAAUGGGAGGAAGUCAACGAGAAGCGCAAGGAACAUAAGCAUUUCCAGUCAGAGUGUGAGGAACGGGCGAAGAAGAGACACUUGAGGCAACGCUCGCACAGUCAUGCCCCGCCUAAGCGGAAUCGGUGGCCUGAUGAGAUUGAGUACCCGCCUUCUAGGACUGGGUCCCUUGCGCAUCAGGGAUCUAGUGAGCCUGCACAGAUAUCUUAUUAG
This is a messenger RNA of Penicillium verhagenii, 1911 nucleotides long. RefSeq lists its product as uncharacterized. The record is from RefSeq and is a predicted model, not a curated record. The transcript is spliced from 2 exons. NCBI's taxonomy places the organism in Eukaryota, Fungi, Ascomycota, Eurotiomycetes, Eurotiales, Aspergillaceae. The coding region runs from base 1 to 1911 and encodes 636 amino acids.